Molecule: messenger RNA, 792 nt
Organism: Parascedosporium putredinis
Lineage: Eukaryota; Fungi; Ascomycota; Sordariomycetes; Microascales; Microascaceae
Source: the annotation of a GenBank genome assembly
AUGUCUGGCGCGGCGGUCCUUCAAGCAGCAUCCGAGAGUAGCGCAGGCAAAGAUAGCCGUAGGCUAGACUUACAUACCAUUCAGGGCACCUUCAUCACCAAGGGGCUCGGCGAAAGGCCAUUUGUCUUUGACGUUGUGCCCGUAGGCGGAGGGCGCACCUUUGCGACGUGGUACGUCAAAGUCCGGCAACCGACCACGGCAAGCGUCCUAAACGCCGAUGGUCGGUUCGCGUUAAGCGACUCCCAGAAGCCCCUGGGCGCCGUGUGCUUCACCUGCCUCUGCUCCCUCAAGAAUCCCGAGGACACCUACGUAGACAACCAAGGGCAAACCGUGCAGGAACGGUUUUCCGACAUACUGUCCUCCCGACCAGCUGACGCGUGGCCGUACGUCCCGUCCGUGGAUUUCAAGUGGAUGACCAGCCUGUUCCCCAACGCUGGACCCGGUACGUUCCCCAUCCUCGAAAUGCGCAAGGUGGAUAUGGCCGACUACAACGCCGCCCGACCGCCCGCCGAGCGCAAGGAGAUCAUCCUCUAUCGCCUCCUCCGCCCCCUCUCGAGCGAGGAUCCGAACCAGCAUGCGCUGGCUCACGCGUACGCGGCGGACCGCAACGGGCUCUUGAUGCUAGCGCUUGACCACGACAUCGAGCUGGAGGCCGCCGCGACCUUGACUUGGUCGUUCUUCAUGCAUACCAAUGUCGAGGAUGCGCUCAUGCGGCAGGGAGAGUCCGGUGCGGGCGAGUGGUGGAUCCUGGAGGACUCGUUCCCGCGGCAACGCGGGCAGGGGCUACGUUGA